Priapulus caudatus is the source of this 1897-nucleotide messenger RNA. RefSeq names its product hyaluronidase-like. Gene Ontology annotation, molecular function: hyalurononglucosaminidase activity. The transcript has a single exon. Gene Ontology annotation, biological process: hyaluronan catabolic process; carbohydrate metabolic process. The record is from RefSeq and is a predicted model, not a curated record. Bases 306 to 1667 code for a protein of 453 amino acids. Lineage: Eukaryota; Metazoa; Priapulida; Priapulimorpha; Priapulimorphida; Priapulidae.
ACAAAAGGUACAGUGCUGCCACCUAUUUCCGUUUCGAAAUCUUGUAAUUUGCUUCGAUUAUUGUACUUGUUUACUUGCGAACAUGUGUUGUGUUCAUUCGUGAAAUCGUGAGAAAUGGUCAAAACAAGGUGAGGUUGCUGGGUGAAACGACAUAUUGUCGCGCCUUUGCGACAACAAAUGGCCCCUUUCUUGAUAGAAAUUAGUUGACAACACCUUCAAGAUGACCUCUGUCCAUUUUUAAGACUGUACCCUCACAUUAACCAAACUCACGACAUGGGUGUGUAAACGCUACUUUGAGCCAUAAAAUGGCAUUACAUGACGACUGCAAAAGUGUACGGGACAUAUGGCUGUCUUUAGGGUGUCUAAUUACUAGAGCCUUAAUUGUCAGUGUAUGCUUUUUCGGCUGUGUAACUUGUGCCAGCAUUAACAGUCAUCAGCCACGUAAACCAUUUGUUGUAACUUGGGACUCGCCGAGUCAACAAUGUAGAAACAAGGGCGUCGUGAUUAACGUGACAAACCACGCAUUCGCCACCAACUCUAUGGAAACCUUCAACGGCGACGUCGUCACCAUCUUCUAUGGCAUCGGGCGCUUUCCAUACUACGAGAACGGCGUGCCUCGCGACGGCGGCCUCCCGCAGCUGGGCAACCUCACCGCACAUCUGACACAAGUCACCGAUGACGUCGUCAAACUCUUACCCGACCCGCACAACGCCGGUCUCGCCGUCAUCGACUUCGAAUCGUGGCGCCCCCAGUACGACUCGAAUUUCGACUCGCUCGACGUCUACCGCGUGGAGUCCGACGCGCUCGUGGUGUCGCGACACCCCGGCUGGAGCCGAGACGCGGUCCGGCGCGAGGCAAGGCGAGAGUUUGACGCUGCAGCGAGACGCUACUUUGAGCGGACGCUGGCGGUGGCAGUGGCGCUGCGGCGAGAGAGCGUGUGGGGGUACUACGGCUUCCCAGACUGCUACGACCAUGCCCAGCUGCAGUACUGCUCCGAACGCAUGCGAGCGCGCGACGACCAACUCUCGUGGUUGUUCGCGAACAGCCGCGCGCUGUUCCCAUCUAUAUACCUCAACAGCGGGCGGUUGAUCGUGAACAACAAGGCCGGCGACGACGGGCACAGAGGACACUUCGACUACGUUCAUGCGCAGCUUCACGAGGCAUUGCGCGUGUCGAACGCCAGCGGCGCUGCGCCGGCGGUGGCCAUCUUCCCCUACACGUCGUAUGCGUACGAGGGUCGUCCGGACGCACUGCUGACCACCGCCGACCUCGCGAACACGGUCGGGCAGGCGGCUGACCUCGGCCUGCCCGGGGUCGUGGUGUGGGGGAGUAGCGCGAGCGUCGGCUCUGCCCGCAGGUGCCGCGCGCUCGCCGCGUACCUACAGCGCACGCUGGCACCCUUCGUGGAUUACGUAGUGGCGCGAGCGACGGUGUGCGGCCGCGAGCUGUGCAGCCUGCGCGGCCGCUGCGCGCUGCGAGACGCGCUGGUGGCGUCUCCCGCAGUGGCGUACGCGAGUCGGCGACGGAUGCUGGCGAGCUACCGGCGGUACAGGUCAGGGAAGGGUCACGAUGGUGCGAACACGAUGAAGGAGAAUUACUACUGCAAGUGUUAUGAAGGUUGGAAGGGGAAGCAUUGCGACGAGAGGAUUGGGAUGACAUCAGACUAAUCCCAUAACAGCUUCCCUGUGCAUAUGCCAGGACGUGCAUUGUUAGUAGACAGGGCCUACUUUUGUUUGAUACAGAUUACGUGUUGAUGCUGUUGAGAAGCUCAAAAUGAUAGACCCGUUUAAAGUAGUAGAUUAUUAGUCACUGAAAUGAAAUCGAUUUUGUGACAUUAAAUGUAUUUUAUAAUUCUGAUAAGUGUCAAUGAAAAAUAAAGAUUACAUUGCAUUAAUUA